AUGAAGCCUGUGGCUUCUUUGCGGAAUAAUCCUGCCUCUACCUCUGUGGUAAUCCCAGAAUAUUCAUCCUCUUCAUCAUUGAUGGGAGAUGCUGAAAAUGUCGAAUUGCCACAGAGCGACUAUGGCCGCGGCUAUUCUGCCGAUGUUGAAACUAUUAGAGAACAGGAAUAUCCUUUGCUCAAUGAAACAACUUAUCUUGAUCAUGCAGGCACUACUCCAUAUGCUAAGUCCAUGAUUGAGAAUUUCUCGCGUGACAUGACAUCGAAUCUUUUCGGAAAUCCCCAUUCUAUGUCAUUGUCAUCGCAACUAUCCACACAGAGGACUGAUGAUGUUCGGCUUCGGGUUCUACGGUUCUUUAAUGCUGACCCAGAAGAGUUUGACCUUGUAUUCGUGGCGAAUGCUACUGCAGCCAUCAAGCUCGUAGCUGACUCGAUUCGGGACUCUGACCAUCGUGGCUUUUGGUAUAGCUAUCAUAUAGAUUCUCAUACCAGCCUUGUCGGGGUACGUGAAGUGGCCGACAUGGGCCAUCAAUGCUUCCAGAGCGAUGCGGAUGUGGACUCCUGGAUCUCGGAGCUGGCUACAACACAGUCUAAAGCGCCACGGCUAUUUGCCUUCCCGGGACAGUCUAAUAUGAAUGGGCGCCGCCUUCCCCUUCGCUGGUGUAAACAGAUCCGCGCUGUUGCAAAUGAAACUGGCGGGAGCGUAUAUACAUUACUCGAUGCUGCUUCUCUUGUGGCAACAUCUCCCCUUGAUCUUACUUCAGCCGCGCCGGAUUUUACAGCGCUGAGUUUCUAUAAGAUUUUUGGAUUUCCUGACCUAGGUGGUUUGAUCAUUCGCAAAAGUGCUGCCCGGGUCUUCGAAAGGAGGAAGUAUUUUGGUGGAGGUACUGUUGACAUGGUCUUGGCUGACGGUGCCCAAUGGCAUGCUAAGAAGGAGACUUCAAUCCACGAGCGCCUUGAAGAUGGUACACUACCCUUCCAUAAUAUAAUCGCCCUUGAUUCGGCCCUUGAUAUCCAUAAACGUCUCUAUGGCUCUAUGGAAAAUAUCUCUGCACACACAGCAUUCUUAGCCAAAGGGCUCUAUGACCGACUAUCUGUCUUAACCCAUUGGAACGAGACGCGGGUCUGCGAAAUCUAUUCAUCCAGUAUAGGCUAUGGUUCCUCCAAAUUUCAGGGUCCGAUAUUAGCUUUUAAUAUCAGAAACAGCCGGGGGGAAUUCGUCCCUAAAACUGAAGUGGAAAAGUUGGCAACUGUUCAGAAUCUCCAAAUACGAACAGGCUCAGUUUGUAACCCGGGUGGGACUGCAUCUUCACUCGGGUGGGCGGGCGAAGAACUUCGUCGACAUUACACCACAGGCCUGCGCUGUGGUGACGAUCAUGACAUCCUUGGUGGACGACCAACGGGUAUUCUGCGUGUAAGUCUCGGUGCAAUGACCAACAUAAAGGACAUUGAAUCUAUAGUAGACUUCCUUGCCGAGUUUUAUGUGGAGACGAUCCCUCCUGUGGUCGCCGUUAAUCCGCCAGUUACAGAAAAUGAUUCUGUGGGUCGCCAUUUCUACAUCGAAAGUCUUUCUGUCUUCCCGAUCAAGAGCUGUGGAGCUUUUAAGAUUCCGGAGGGUAAACGCUGGGAGGUGAAAAGAGAAGGUUUAGCUUGGGAUCGAGAAUGGUGUUUGAUACAUCAAGGAACUGGUGUGGCACUAAGCCAGAAAAGAUAUCCUCGAAUGGCUCUUAUUCGCCCCUCUAUUGACCUCGAUCGUGGAGUUCUCCGGAUCACCUGUGGUAUUCUCACAGACUCCGUGAGCCUUGAAAUAUCUUUAAGCUGGAACGAAACCAGUCUCAUAUCAACCUCUUUACGCCCCACCUCAAACAAGAAAACCACCGUCUGUGGAGAUCAAGUGCCCCUACACGCCUAUACAUCACCAGUAGUGUCUGCAUUCUUUUCCGACUUCCUUGGAGUGCCGUGCACUCUUGCUCGAUUCUCUUUACAGAGUACCACUCGGUUUUCGCGGCCACGCCGAACAUCGAGGGUCUGGAGAAACAAAUUUCGCAAGUUUAUCAUGCCAGGCUCAUACCCACCAGAUCUACCCCCAGCUCUUCGUGAUACCUGCCAGAAACCUCUUACACUAUCCAACGAAAUGCCCAUACUAGUUGUCUCCCGCUCAUCUGUCAAUCGCCUCAAUGAAACCAUCAAAGGGGGCAAGAAUGGCACAGGUGCCAGUCAAGCUGUGGCGGCUGAUGUUUUUCGUGGAAACAUUGUUGUCGCCGAGCGGCUGGUUAAAAUUGGGGAUGUAGAGGAACCAUACGCCGAGGACCACUGGUCCUCCUUGCGAUUAGGAACUGAGCAGCUUCGUAUUGAUAUGACGGAUGCAUGUCAGCGCUGCCAGAUGGUCUGCAUCGACCAAUUCACAGGCCAGCGACGUGAGGAACCCUUUUCAACACUGGCGAAGACGAGGAGCGUCGAUGGUAAGAUCAACUUUGGCAGAUAUGCUGCACUUUCCCGGGAGGAGAUUGAGGGCUUGGUGUCGGAUCCAGCUCAUCGGACAAUCAUGGUGGGAGAUGUGGUUGUGCCGACAUAUCAAGAUGACUGA
Molecule: messenger RNA, 2586 nt
Organism: Penicillium taxi
Lineage: Eukaryota; Fungi; Ascomycota; Eurotiomycetes; Eurotiales; Aspergillaceae
Gene: hxB
Product: putative molybdenum cofactor sulfurase protein (HxB)
Exons: 2
Coding region: 1-2586 (861 amino acids)
Biological process (GO): Mo-molybdopterin cofactor biosynthetic process
Molecular function (GO): molybdenum cofactor sulfurtransferase activity; molybdenum ion binding; pyridoxal phosphate binding
Source: RefSeq, a predicted model, not a curated record